Messenger RNA from Mycena citricolor, 599 nucleotides. The record is from the annotation of a GenBank genome assembly. NCBI's taxonomy places the organism in Eukaryota, Fungi, Basidiomycota, Agaricomycetes, Agaricales, Mycenaceae.
CACAGUUGCAUCCACUUUCCCACCCCUUCACAGCCUCAUCUUGUCAGCUUACCUGCUUCUUAUCUGUUCACCUGACUGCACAGUUCUAUCAAGUCAUCUGACCAAGUUAUAUAAGUGAAGCUAUCCUAUAACCAGUUCAUUGACUAAUCAACUGUUUAUUAGUUUGUUCUUGCUUAUGACCACUACAGCCUUCUCUGGUCAGCUGACCUACUGUUUAUCUGCUUCACUUGUCUUAUCUACUUGUCACCUGACUGCAUAGUUGUGUCUAGUCAUCUGUCUUGGUUAUGUGAGUGAUGUCAUUAACUAUGCAGUUGCUUAACUGAUCAACUGUUCAUCAGUUCAUCAUCAAUAUCAUCACCAUGAGCCCAAGAAGCCAGUGCUCUCUGCUCUCUCUCUCUGGCUCUGCUUUUUCUGCUUCUGCUUGUCUUGUCUCUCUCUGGCUCUUCUCUGCUGCUCUCUUGCUUUCUCUACACUCCAGUCUCAUCAAACAACUCCUUUAGCUGGACCCAAUCCCAAUGGGUCUUGGAACUACAGAGGCUUGAUUGCCAAAUGACUGGGUGAAAACUCAGAAGACGGGAUUGACCUUGCUUGAAUCUCAC